Messenger RNA from Drosophila melanogaster (fruit fly), 1198 nucleotides. It is a transcript of the gene holn1, whose product is annotated as hole-in-one. The coding region runs from base 92 to 1051 and encodes 319 amino acids. NCBI's taxonomy places the organism in Eukaryota, Metazoa, Arthropoda, Insecta, Diptera, Drosophilidae. Gene Ontology annotation, cellular component: nucleus; U5 snRNP. The transcript has 3 exons. The record is from RefSeq and is marked reviewed.
UAUCAGACUUACCUUCACUAACGUAAAUAGAAUCAAUAGUCGCUUAAAAAUAUUGACAUUGCAUUUAGUUUUGUCUUGAGUUCUUGAUAAAAUGGCGAGCAAAAGAAAGCACCAAGCAUCCCAGAAAGUGAAAGAGGAAUCCUUCAAGAAACACACGCUUGACUCCGAUGAAGAGGAUUCUGACGACUACGAAAGGGAAUACCUCAAUGAUAGCGACAUUGAGGGCGGCGAGGAGGGCGUGGCAAAAGUGGAAGACGAUGUGAAGGUAACACCCUUCAAUAUGAAGGAAGAACUGGAGGAGGGACACUUCGACAAAGAUGGUCACUACCAUUGGAACAAGGAGACGGAAGCAAAGGACAAUUGGUUGGACAACAUAGACUGGGUUAAAAUUGGCACACAGAAGAACGCCUUCGACCCGGCAAAAGAUGAAGAAAACUCUUCCGAUGAGGAGAAGAACGAACCCGUGGGCAAGGCCUUUAACUUGUCCAUGAACCUCAUGAAAAUGGUCGAGUUUAUGAAACCGGGAGAGACUGUCAAGAUGACCCUGCAGCGUCUGGGUAAGCAGCGCCCCGUCCUAACAACCCUUCAGAGGAUUAAGCAGAAAAAGGCCGGCAUCGUUGACCCAAAGACACAGGAAAUCUCUCAGCUCACCGAGCUGGCCAACGAGAUUCUCUCGAAGACGGGCAAUAUGGAUAUAUAUCAGGAUACGUACGAAAGCAUCAAGGCCAAGAUCGCCGAUUUGCCAGGAACGAGCAAACCUAAAGUAGCCGAUGAUAUUGAUAUGUAUGCAGAUGAUUUCGAAACGAAAGAAUUGGAGCGCUCUAAGACAUCGUCGAGUGAUAGCUCCAAACCAACGACGACUACCUCAGAGGUGACCUGGGAGUUUAAAUGGUCGCAGGAUGAGACUGAUAUCCAGGGACCCUUUUCCACGGAGAAAAUGUUGAAAUGGUCCCAGGAGAACUACUUUAAAAACGGAGUCUAUGUGCGAAAGUGCGGCGAAAACACAAAUUUCUAUACAAGCAACCGCAUAGAUUUCGAUUUGUACUUGUAGGCCUUAGUUAACAAAUGUUAAAUUCUUUGGGUUUUAACAUGUUUUCUGCAAAUACUUUGUUCUAUAAUUGUAUACUGUAUACUUUACAAGAGGUUUCAAUUAGUUUGCACUUGGUUUGGACUUAAAAUAAAAUUCAUAUUCAUAUUG